AUGUAUGUCAAAGACGUCGGAGUGUUUCCUACUUGGAUAAGCUUCCCCUACAAGACAAAGCGCAUCCUGUGCCUCGCCAUCAACGUGCACAUUAUACGCCCCGAUCGAAGGACUGUUACUGAUGAGUGGAUUAGUGCGGCUCGCUUCCCUAUGGUCCUUGAUAAAUAUGGAGUCUAUCGACGGCCAUCUCCUUCGCCUUUUUGGAACUUCUAUGCCGUCGUCGCUCUCUAUCCUCUGAACCGCCUCUCGAUAAAGGCCACCACCAACGAAACUCACAAAACGAACCUUAAAAAGGGCAGCAGCAGCAGUAGUAGCAGCAGUUUGAAUCAUCCGACCACUGUCAUGGAUGCCCACCUUAUCCCCAUGGAAGCAACGCCAUACGUGGUUGACACGCUAAGUGUUCAUAUCAAGCCACACGGGCACAAGGCGAACGGUACCGCUAUUACCACAGCCGUAGAGGACAACUCUAUGCUGGGUCCCUUUUACAAGGAAGGAUAUAUUCAAUUUGGUCGUGAAGUUUUCGAAGAUUAUGAUGAUUACUCUGAAUCUUGGCAAGAUUACGAGAUGCAACAGGCGGAACGAGCCGCAGGACUGCUUGCAAGCGGGCAGUUGGGAGCCCUUUUCGGGGAAGCCAUUCGCGACCAGGUCGACUUCCCACGCCAUGAGUACUUUAUUUAUCUGAGCGUGCUGGCGAACAGCGUAGGCGAGAUAACUGUUCCUACAUCAGACGGCCGCGACUUUUGCCUCAAAUCCAUGCACACCGCAAGCUGGGUUUCCACGCGCGAGAGCGGCGGCAACGAAUGGGAGACGACGAAUAUCUCCAAAGCCAUAGCGGAAGAAGAAGCCUUGGAUGAUCCAGCCCAAAGCUACAUUGAUAUGCUGAAAAUAGCCAAGCGGAGGAGAGCCUUGGGCUGGCAAGCACAAAGCCUACAGGCCUAA
Molecule: messenger RNA, 939 nt
Organism: [Torrubiella] hemipterigena
Lineage: Eukaryota; Fungi; Ascomycota; Sordariomycetes; Hypocreales; Clavicipitaceae
Source: the annotation of a GenBank genome assembly